AUGGCCCGCAUACAUCUGGCAUGCGGUCCUGCUGGCCGACGCGGCCUCGUUCGCUUUCCAUUCUGGCUCCUGCUCCUCCCGGCCCUCAUCGCCCUCCUCUCCACCCCAGCCACAGCCGCCGGCUCGGACUGUGUCCGCUUUGCAGACCACGAGUCGCUCAACAAGAUGUUCAGCGACGGCGGUCCAGGAACAAAAGUCUUUCUGUGUCCCGGGAAAACGUACCGUCUCUGGGGCACCGUAGUCUUCACCGCCGCCGACCAGGAGCUCGCGACCCUUGGUUAUCCGUCGGGCGACCAACGCGCGACACUCAGCAUCGACGACAAGGACAUCGCGACAGCCGUGCAGGGCGACUGUAGGCGAUGUGCACGCGUCUCUGUCCGCAACCUCAUCAUUGACGGUGCUCGCACACGGUUCGGACGCGUCGGGCCCAAGGCUACGUCCCCCGGCCUCGUCGUCAUUGGCGGCAACGAGGGCCAGGCCAUCCGCGAGUGCCAUCUCAAGGACCCGCGUGGCUGGACCGCCAUCCACGUCCGCGAAGGAUCAAAACUCCAAUGCACCGGCGCCAUCAUUGAGCGUAACGAGAUCGGCCCCGUCGGCGAAGAGUAUGAUCCCGAGGUGGACGGCCCCGACCCCGAGCUGUCCCCCCGCGGCCGGCCGCUCGCCGACGGUAUCUCCAUCGCGUGCCGUGACUCGGUCGUGAGCGACAAUACAAUUUGGGACUGCACCGACGCCGGAAUCGUCCUGUACUGUUCUCCCGGCACAGUUGUGGCUUCUAACCGCAUCUCGACCAUCUCCCAGAGCGCCAUCGGCGGCAUUCUCAUGGUGGACGCCACACCGUUUGACGGCGACUACAAGGGUCUCGUCGUUCGUGACAACAAGCUCGACGCAGUGGGCCGUGCCAUGCGUGUCGGUGUUGGAGUCGGCCUUAGCAUUCUGUCAGACGACAUUGAGACCCUCCUAUAUGGCGGAUCGGUGCUGCGCAACUCCCUCACCGGACAGUACAUGGGCUUUGGAAUCGCCGCGUCGGGUCUUGAGGGAUGGACUAUCAAGGACAACUGGUCCAAGGCUCGACACCAGGGCAAAAAGUCCCCCCGCUGCUUUGACGACCCCGUCAACCCCGACCCCAUCGCCUUCCUGUACAACGGCCCCACGGUCGAGAAGAGCGACAUCCAAAAGGAGUUUGUGGACCACGACUUUGCAUAUGUUAUCGGGCAACCACUCGACUGGCCCAUCAAGCCUAAACCUAUCGUGGCGGAGCCUGAGCCCGAGCAAGUCCCACUGCAAGAGCCUGUGGAGCUCGAGCCCGAGGAGGACGAGAUGGAGGAGACUGGCGACGACGCAUUAGAUGGUAUUCUGCAACACAGCCAGCAGCGUAUGCUCGAAAGCAUUGAAGCGCUCGGGAAGCGCGUCGAGGACGCUCUUGGCGCUGGAUCCAGCCUGCGCAGUGCCAUGGCGGACGUGGACGAGAACGACCUCGACGAAACAGCCCUCAAGAGCGUCACAGCACGUCUGGAGGCUCUCGAAAAGCAGCACACCACUCUACAGGUAGACGUGCAGAAGCUCAGUAAAUCCUUGAAGGCGUUGGUGCAGGAGGCGGCCGAUUUGAUAAUGCACGAGCACGACUCCCUCCUCCAGAUCCAGGACCUCUUCUACGAUGGCUGGCUCGAGGCCGGCCACGUCCCCGCGGACAAGCUGGCAGCCGACACCACCAAGCCGCCCCCACAAGCUGAGGAGGGCGAGGCAGACGACACCGACGAUGACGACGACGAGGACAAUUGGCCAUUAUGGCCCGUCCCCGUUGUCGUUGGUGUGGUGCUUGUCGGUCUCUGGUGGCGCGUGAAGAGUAAAAGACGGGAGCACGACAAGAUUGUCUAG
Apiotrichum porosum is the source of this 1875-nucleotide messenger RNA. RefSeq lists its product as uncharacterized. The transcript has 4 exons. The coding region runs from base 1 to 1875 and encodes 624 amino acids. Lineage: Eukaryota; Fungi; Basidiomycota; Tremellomycetes; Trichosporonales; Trichosporonaceae. The record is from RefSeq and is a predicted model, not a curated record.